AUGUGGCGGCGAGUUUCAUUUCCCGGGCGGCAGGUUGCGACGCCCGAGCCCGGCUCGCAGCUGGAGGCGGCGCAGCUAAUAUCGCGGCCCCCCGGGGGCGGCGGAGGCGGCGGAGGCGGCGGCUCCGCACGGCCCCGUGUCUCGGCUGAAUACGGAGCGCGUCCCGUCGCGUGCCGUUAUUAUACUCGUAAUAAGGUGGCGCGCGCCGCGAUAUUAACGCGGAUCAGCCGCGCGGCCCGUGGUCGGAUCUUCCCUCCGCCCCCAGCCUGCCGCCCCCAACCACCCUCCGCUGGCGGUGGUCGCCCGGCUGCCUCUCAGUAUUUUAACUGCCAUAGAAAUGAAUCAGGGACACAUACAGCUUACUGUGAAAAAUGGGACGUUUAUGUGGAGUCCCCGCGCCCUGAACUGCCGUGCGCGGGCCAACGCUCGGAGGUGCGAGGUGCUGCCUGCGGGGUGUCGGCGUCGCAACCGCAGCCGCAGCAGCAGCCGGCGGAGUGCCGCCGCCCCUGCUCUCCGCCGACAAAGGCCAUCGACGGCAUCUCGGCGCACAAUGACGCCCGUCCCGGGGACAAUGGGGGCGCGCGUUCGGCCGCCGAAGCCUGCGACGGGCCGGGGCUGCGCAUUUGA
Schistocerca piceifrons (Central American locust) is the source of this 627-nucleotide messenger RNA. Its product is annotated as homeobox protein Hox-D11-like. The record is from RefSeq and is a predicted model, not a curated record. The coding region runs from base 1 to 627 and encodes 208 amino acids. The transcript is spliced from 4 exons. NCBI's taxonomy places the organism in Eukaryota, Metazoa, Arthropoda, Insecta, Orthoptera, Acrididae.